Molecule: messenger RNA, 1020 nt
Organism: Amorphotheca resinae ATCC 22711
Lineage: Eukaryota; Fungi; Ascomycota; Leotiomycetes; Helotiales; Amorphothecaceae
Exons: 4
Coding region: 1-1020 (339 amino acids)
Biological process (GO): glucose metabolic process
Molecular function (GO): NAD binding; NADP binding; oxidoreductase activity, acting on the aldehyde or oxo group of donors, NAD or NADP as acceptor
Source: RefSeq, a predicted model, not a curated record
AUGGCUCCUACAAAGGUUGGAAUCAACGGUUUCGGCCGCAUUGGUCGUAUCGUCUUCAGAAACGCCAUUGAGCACAAUGACAUCGACAUCGUCGCCGUCAACGACCCUUUCAUUGAGCCCCACUACGCCGCAUACAUGCUCAAGUAUGACUCCACCCACGGCCAAUUCAAGGGCGACAUCAAGGCCACCGCCACCGGCCUCGAGGUCAAUGGCAAGACCGUCCGAUUCUACGCGGAGCGGGACCCCGCCAACAUCCCCUGGGCGGAGACCGGUGCCUACUACAUCGUCGAGUCCACCGGUGUCUUCACCACCACCGACAAGGCCAAGGCUCACUUGAAGGGCGGAGCCAAGAAGGUUGUCAUCUCCGCUCCCUCCGCUGAUGCCCCCAUGUACGUGAUGGGUGUCAACGAGAAGACCUACAAGUCCGACGUCGAGGUCAUCUCCAACGCCUCCUGCACCACCAACUGCCUUGCUCCCCUCGCCAAGGUCAUCCACGACGAGUUCACCAUCAUCGAGGGUCUCAUGACCACCAUCCACUCCUACACCGCCACCCAGAAGACCGUCGACGGUCCCUCCGCCAAGGACUGGCGUGGAGGCCGUACCGCCGCCCAGAACAUCAUCCCCUCCAGCACUGGUGCCGCCAAGGCUGUCGGAAAGGUCAUCCCCGACCUCAACGGCAAGCUUACUGGAAUGUCCAUGCGUGUGCCAACCUCCAACGUCUCCGUUGUUGACCUGACCUGCCGCAUUGAGAAGGGAGCCACCUACGAUGAGAUCAAGGCUGCCAUCAAGAAGGCUUCCGAGGGUCCCCUCAAGGGCAUCCUUGCCUACACCGAGGAUGAGGUUGUCUCCUCCGACUUGAACGGCGACACCCACUCCUCCAUCUUCGAUGCCAAGGCUGGUAUCUCCCUCAACAAGAACUUCGUCAAGCUGGUCUCCUGGUACGAUAACGAGUGGGGAUACUCCCGCCGUGUCCUCGACCUCCUCAGCUACAUUGCCAAGGUUGAUGCUGGAUCCAAGUAG